AAAUACUACCUUAACAGUACACAGAGCUCUGGGCAUUUUCUUCCUAAUUUCCAGGAAGGUACUCUCACACACUGGAGGAUAGUAAGCCUUGAGAACAAGUCAGCCAAUGAACUUGUCAAGUGAACAACCAUAUUCAAAAUUCAAAGCGGUGGGUCUCUUUGCUAACUUAAACCAUGAAAUCACAAAAGCAGAAACAACCACUCUGGAACGAACAAGCACCAAUGGCUACGUUUCCUAUCUCCAAACUUUUCCUGCUUUCCCUCUUCAUCCUUCUUCCAGCUCAAAUCUCUUCUGCAGAUGAUGUCGCCGUCUACUGGGGUCAAAAUGGUAACGAGGGGAACCUGACUGCAACAUGCGCCACUGGUGUAUAUUCCUAUGUGAACAUAGCCUUUCUGAACAGAUUUGGCAAUGGUCAAAUCCCACAACUCAACCUUGCUGGCCAUUGCAACCCAGCGGGUGGUGGUUGCAAAACCAUUAGCAACAGCAUAAGAGAGUGCCAAAGAAAGGGCAUUAAGGUGAUGCUGUCUAUAGGAGGUGGCCUUGGAAACUACUCUCUAGCUUCAACAGCCGAUGCGAAAAAUGUUUCUGAUUAUUUAUGGAAUAACUUCUUGGGUGGACAGUCAUCUUCGCGCCCCUUAGGCGACGCUGUUUUGGAUGGUAUUGACUUUGACAUCGCACUUGGCUUUUGGAAACACUGGGAUGAUCUUGCAGGAUACCUGAAGGCAUAUAACAGUUCAGGAAGAAAGGUCUACUUAACAGCAGCUCCACAAUGUCCAUUCCCUGAUUUGCUUCUAGGGACUGCCCUCAACACAAGCCUUUUUGACUAUGUUUGGAUUCAGUUCUUUAACAAUCCUUCUUGCCAGUAUAGCACUGGCAACACCCAGAAUCUUGAGAAAACUUGGAGGCAGUGGACUUCAUCAUUGAUAAAUUCAACGAUCUUCUUAGGCUUACCAGCAGCACCCGAGGCAGCCCCAAGUGGAGGGUUUAUUCCGGCCAAUGUGCUAACUUCUCAGAUCCUUCCAGUGAUAAAGAACUCUACCAAGUAUGGAGGCGUGAUGCUGUGGUCUAAGUAUUAUGAUGAUAAGAGUGGAUACAGUUCCUUCAUUAAGAAUGGUGUGGGAUCUAGCCUUUCUUUGCUUGCAAAGUUUAAAUAAGAAAGUGGGUGUUGUUAUGCUUUUCUAUGUUGUGCUUGAUUUGAAGUAACAGAACACAAAAUAGGUAAUACAUAUUUUUCAGGAUCAAUGUGAUACAUUUUAGUUA
This is a messenger RNA of Malania oleifera, 1260 nucleotides long. RefSeq names its product acidic endochitinase-like. Gene Ontology annotation, biological process: carbohydrate metabolic process. Gene Ontology annotation, cellular component: extracellular region. Bases 174 to 1154 code for a protein of 326 amino acids. The record is from RefSeq and is a predicted model, not a curated record. NCBI's taxonomy places the organism in Eukaryota, Viridiplantae, Streptophyta, Magnoliopsida, Santalales, Ximeniaceae. The transcript has a single exon. Gene Ontology annotation, molecular function: chitinase activity.